Molecule: messenger RNA, 2004 nt
Organism: Penicillium brasilianum
Lineage: Eukaryota; Fungi; Ascomycota; Eurotiomycetes; Eurotiales; Aspergillaceae
Source: the annotation of a GenBank genome assembly
AUGUCGUUAGAAAAUAGCAAUGUUAAAGCCGUUAGACGACCGGUGAAGGUCGCCAACUGCUCUGGAUACCAUGGCGACCCUGCAUAUGAGAUGUAUCGUCAAGCUACGCUUGGAGAUGUCGAUUUCAUCACGGGCGAUUAUCUUGCAGAAGUCAACAUGGCCAAUAAUGCCCAAGCUUACCAGAAGGGAGAACAUCCGGGUUAUGAGGAAACGGCCUGGGAAGGGAUCAAGCAGACCAUCGAGGUGAUCUCAACCAAGAGGAUCAAGGUUAUAAUCAACGGAGGUGCUCUGAAUCCAAAAGGCCUAGCAUUAAAAGUAAAAGAGUUGGUACGGGCAAAGGGCUUUGAUCUCAAGGUCGCGUACCUUUCUGGCGACGACGUAUAUUCAAAGUUUGGCCCUAACAUGCCAAAGUCGAAAUAUGAACUUCGACACCUCGAUGGAGAUAACCAGUCCAUAAGCCCCGGGCCCCUCACAUACGCCUUCCUCAAUAGCGCUGACCCUGUACCUAUGGUAUCUGCCCACGCGUAUCUGGGGGCGCGAGGCAUCGUCGAUGGCUUGAGACGCGGUGCUGAUAUCAUCAUAUGCGGUCGCGUCGCUGAUGCCAGCCCAGUCAUUGCAGCUGCUUGGUACUGGCACUCGUGGAAUGAAACAGACUACAACCACCUAGCGGGAGCACUGGCAGCUGGGCAUUUAAUCGAAUGCUCUGCUUAUGUUACUGGUGGUAACUUCUCCGGGUUUGAUCGCUAUCCCAUUGAGAGAUUCGUAAAGCCCGGAUUUCCCAUUGCUGAGAUAGAAUCAGACGGUUCAUGUAUCAUUACCAAGCAUUCCAAUACCGAUGGAAUGGUCGAUGUUGAUACAGUUAGAAGCCAGUUUUUGUACGAACUUCAGGGGAACGUCUAUCUCAAUAGCGAUGUCAGCGCCAUAUUGGACAAUAUUGUUAUUCAACAGGCAGGUCAUGAUAGGGUUCGCGUUCUCGGAAUAAGAGGCUACGCUCCUCCGCCAACAACGAAGUUGGCUAUCUUUUAUCCUGGAGGCUUUGAGGCACAGCUGCUUCUCAACGCCACAGGGUAUGGAACAAAUGCAAAGUGGGACUUGGUCGAAAAGCAAAUCCGCCACUUCGUACCAUCUGAAGCGUUGCAAAAGGUUGACAGUCUUGAGUUCCAGCGUAUCGGUGUUCCAGCUGUCAACCCGGCCUCACAACGUAACAGCACCACAUACUUGCGAGUCUUCAUUGCUGCGGUAUCAGCGCAGGCUGUUUUGUCGGUUGUGAUGGCGAUGAAGGAAAUCUCACUCAAACACUUCUCUGGCCUCCAUUCUUCGCUGGAUCAACGCUGUGCCAUGCCACGCCCAUUCUUAGCAUAUUACCCAGCAAUCGUCAGCCAAAAUGAGAUUUAUGAGCAGAUCAACUUUGUUGAAGAUCCCGAGAGCAUUGUCUCACAUCACACCGGCCAUCCAUCAAAUUAUGAACCGCUUGCUCCCCGGGCUAGCUAUGAUCACACGCCAUCACCAGGCGAGAUAGCUCUGCUUAGAGCCCCCAGCGAGCGUAUCCGCCUGGGUGACAUUGCGCAAGGUAGAUCUGGUGACAAAGGUGCAAAUCUCAACUUUGGCCUCUUUGUUCCAAACCCACAACACUGGCCAUGGUUGCGGUCAUAUAUGAGCCGUGAACGAAUGAGAGAGAUGCUUACUGCUGACGAUGAUUGGGAUGACUCUUUCUUGAUUGAGCGAGUAGAAUUUCCAAAUAUCCACGCUGUGCAUUUUGUCAUCUACGGUAUUUUGGGGAGAGGGGUAAGUAGUUCUAGUCGACUGGAUGGGUUUGGGAAAGGGUUUGCCGAUUACGUGCGCGACAAGCUUGUUGAAGUGCCAGUGGAACUGCUCCACUUGAAAACACAUCUAUAAAUGAUGCACUUUCGACGCUUACUGAUAGCACAGGCAGGAAGAAGGUGUAGAUUGCGAGAAGAGAGAAUAAUUGUAAACAAUAGGUAUAACCAAAAACCAUUAGUCGAU